Messenger RNA from Komagataella phaffii GS115, 1296 nucleotides. RefSeq names its product Subunit of tRNA (1-methyladenosine) methyltransferase with Gcd14p. NCBI's taxonomy places the organism in Eukaryota, Fungi, Ascomycota, Pichiomycetes, Pichiales, Pichiaceae. The transcript has a single exon. The record is from RefSeq and is a predicted model, not a curated record. Gene Ontology annotation, biological process: tRNA methylation. Gene Ontology annotation, cellular component: tRNA (m1A) methyltransferase complex; nucleus. The coding region runs from base 1 to 1296 and encodes 431 amino acids.
AUGCCGGGGUGCAAUAUAAUAGAAGAAGGCAAACACGUUUUGGUUCGUCUUCCUUCAGAAGCGGUGAAAGUGGUACUACUGAAAGGCGACUCAUGUAUCUCUUUGGGAAAGUUUGGAACAUUCUCAGUUUCAGGUGUAUUAGGAUAUAAGUUUGGGCAAAGCUUUGAAAUUUUGGAGAACAAGUUGGUGAAACCGGUUUGCAGUCUCAUUGACGACUCAAAACCGUUACUUUUGGAGGAUAGCAACACGUUUAGCGAGAAUAAUCAAAAUCUAAUAAAUACCGGAUCGCUGGUUCAAAAGCUAAGUACUCAAGACAUCGAAGAGCUCAAGAAACAAGGGAAAGGCCAAGAUAUCAUCAACCAAAUCAUAGCUGGCCAUGACUCUUUUGGGAAGAAGACUCAAUAUUCCCAAGAAAAAUACUUGAAACGAAAACAAGAAAAAUUUUUACGCCGAUUUACUAUAGAUUAUCUCGGUGCAAGUGAAAUGUUACAAUAUUACAGACUUAAGGAUCCUCAAAGGGUUCUUGACAUGAGCAAUGAGUCUUUGGGACUUAUUCUGAGCUAUGCUAACAUUCGCCCAGGUGGCAACUACAUACUAGUCGAUGAAACCGGAGGUGUUCUCCUGUAUGCCAUGUUAGAGAGAAUGGAAAAUGAAGGAUCAAUUUUGGUAGCCCAUGAAAAUGAGCACCCUAAUUUAAUAGCGCUUAACUACUCUAACUAUUCUCCAGAGCUACUGGAAAAGAUGGUUAGUAAUCUCAACUGGUUACAAUUUUUGGAAGCGGACACACAGAGGCCGCAAUGGAAUAACUAUCCUCAAGAAAAAAUUGACAGGUUAACUCCUCCUCGUCGCUCACAUUACUUACGAAAGAAAAGGGCUGCUGACAGAGUUAAUAAUAUUUUGGACACUGUUGAACAAGGAAAUUUUGACGGUUUGAUAUACGCAUCGACGCUAUACCCCCCAACUCUAAUUCCAAGGAUACUAGAUACUUUGGGCGGGUCUCGCCCGGUAGUCAUUUACAGCCCCUUUAAGGAGAUCUUGAGUGAAACGUUUCAUGUUCUACAGAAAGACUAUAGAAUUCUGGCACCUAGUAUUUAUGAGACGCGUGUGAGACAGUAUCAGACAAUUAUAGGCCGAAUUCACCCAUUGAUGACAACUAAAGGAGGUGGUGGUUACGUUUUGCACGCCACUCGAGUUAUACCAAAAGAAGGAGGUGUAACUGCAGUUGGAAGAGGAAUCAAAAGCAAACGGUUGAAGUUGGACGACCCCAAAGUAGAGACGAGACAACCGUUGGAAUGA